AUUCAUGGAAGCAGCAAGAAUGUUAUGAACAUGUCUCAUCCUGAUCAAGUUGAGCUGUGGCGUUCUGUUAUGAACGGUAAACUUGAGACAUACAAUCGUAUUUCAUCUAAGCUAAAACUUGGAAUAAUUGGAGACGAAUUUUCUGGAAAACCGAACCUGUCUCCUUUGAAAGGUCAGCAGGGUGUUAAUGAUACAGAGGCAACUGCUGCACGGAAAGCAAGUAGGGUCCCUGUUCGCUUGUAUCUCUGGAUUGUCGAUAAAGAUUUUGACGAUUUAGAAGAAGCACCAAAUUUUGAUAGGUGGGACCAAGUUUCUUACAUAAACCGACCUGUUGAAUUUUACACAGAAGGGAAGUAUUUCACUUUGCUUGAUGCAGUAAAAUCAAUUCUGCCAGAAUUUUAUCCGGGUUCGUUAAACACAACAAAAGCUGAAAGCAAGGACGAGCCAGGAACUGAACCAGAAAACGAAAGUCAUCCUGUCAUAAAAUUGCUUCGAAUUCAAGGCAUUGAACCCAAAAUGGAAAUUCCAUUUUCUUGGGUGGUCAACAACUUGAUGAACCCUGAUUACUUCCUUCAUAUCUGCCUCUACAUCAAGGCUCCCCUACCGAUUGGUACAUGACGCGUGUUUGUCUUUAUGUACACUGCCCUCCGUUCUUGGGUUUAUACGGUUCGUCAACUGAAAAGUAUGCAUCAAACUGUACAGAAUAGUAACAUGUCUGUUGGGUAAAUUAUUACCAUUUAACUCAUUUAGUGAAAAAAGGUUGUAUUUUUUU
This is a messenger RNA of Helianthus annuus (common sunflower), 772 nucleotides long. Its product is annotated as autophagy protein 5. Lineage: Eukaryota; Viridiplantae; Streptophyta; Magnoliopsida; Asterales; Asteraceae. Gene Ontology annotation, biological process: nucleophagy; cellular response to nitrogen starvation; autophagy of mitochondrion. The coding region runs from base 25 to 618 and encodes 197 amino acids. The transcript has 4 exons. Gene Ontology annotation, cellular component: cytoplasm; phagophore assembly site membrane; Atg12-Atg5-Atg16 complex. The record is from RefSeq and is a predicted model, not a curated record.